AUGACGAUGUCGGCUUAUGCAGUCAACGCACCUUCGGGCAACGACAGUCCAGCGUGGAUGACGCCCCAGAUCCUGUAUAUCACGAGCGAUAAUAAUGGACACGGGACCAAUUCAACCGAGCCCGAGGGAUUCUAUGUCGGCCAUUUUGUAUACGAAAGCGAUAUCUAUGGCUACAUCUUGAUCAAGAUCUUGCCGGAGAUAUACCAAAAUGACGAAGAUGAGAUUAGAGAGCAAUCGAUGACGAUUGAUGAAACAGGCGGUUGGCCCUGCACUAUAGGUAUCUUUGGUACAACAACAGAUCUAUAUAAUCCGGGCACCAUUGUGCUUGAUAGCAGUAGGGGGUACCGUCUUCUUGAUACACAGGCAGACGAGCUGGAACAGGUUCACCUCUCGAGCUCCUGCACAACGAAUAGUUCGGUGUAUUACGGGCUUCCAAUCGCGUUGAAAGCCACAGAUGACGAGCCACAACUGUCCGACAGUGGUACCUGGGUUUACAUUCGACGCGACGAUGAGAGCCUCGGACUUUUCGGCUACGUGGUGGGCCGAACGGCUGUCGAGGAAGAGCACCCAGGCAAUAGAUUCGCCCCCAAGGCACGCUCAGAGCAUAUGCUACUGGUGCAGCUUGGAGAGGAGGUAGAAUGCGACAUUGGGCUCCAGCUCAAGCUGAUCACCAAACACUUGAGCAUGGAAGAAUUCCGGGCUGCUCAGGAAAACACGCGGCGUUGGACAAAAGUUGGCUCAUCUGAGUAG
This is a messenger RNA of Anthostomella pinea, 750 nucleotides long. The record is from the annotation of a GenBank genome assembly. Lineage: Eukaryota; Fungi; Ascomycota; Sordariomycetes; Xylariales; Xylariaceae.